AUGCAGGUCUGCCUAGACUCGGAUUCAAACGUUAAUCCAGUAUUCCAGCCAGCCCAAGUCCGCAACCAAAAGUUCAUACGUGCGAUGCAGUGAAUCCAACUUUCACCGUAUCCUCGCUGCUCGGGCCAAACAGCCAAUCCUCCCCUCCGGGGAUGGCACGAAGCCCUUUUGCUGUACUUGCUUGUUGACGCCCGGCAGGGCACAGGAGAGCAAAUUCCCGUCUCUGCCUAUCAGUCCAGCGACCACAACCUGCCCCUCUACCGUCCCUACCCUCUCCGAGUCGACUCAGCCCCCGCCCCUCCCUCACUCGCUCCAAGUUACAAUUAUUAAAUCAUUUAUUUUUAUUUAAAAAAAUGCCUGUCCCUCCCCAUUAAUCCUCUCUGUAGUAGUGUGUUGUUUUUUUAAAGAAUUAUUUUUUUUUCUUUUCUAUAUACAUAAAUUUUAGUAUUUUGUUCGAAGGAACCUUGUUUUGACGGGAUCCGCGUUACGAUGACUCACUGAGUUCCGACUCCGAGCCGACCGAUGAGGCUUAUCUCACCCUCGCCCCACCGACACGAGGGCCAGAUCCGCCUCCCAUGUCCUCCUCCUUCUCCGCCGUUCGCCCCCUCCGUCUCCCGCCGCCGUGCCCCCACCUCGCGGCCUACCGCUCCGGAGGCGGGACGCCCCUCCGGUGCCUCCACGGCUGCCUCUGCCCCCGCCCCUCCGGCCGCGCCGAGGUCCGCCGCGACCCCGGCGAGGUACCCCGCUGUGCCUCCUGCCCCCCGGCCGCCGCCCGCCACGGCCCCCGCCUCUACGCUUGCCUCUCCUGCGCCGCCGUCUCUUGCCGCGCCCACGCUCCCGACCACGCCACCCUUGUCCCCGGCCACGAGAUUGUCCUCGACGUCGACCGUGCCGAGCUCUUCUGCGCCGCCUGCCGGGAUCAGGUCUACGACCCCGAUUUCGACGCCGCCGUCGUGAUCGCCCUCACCUCCCUAUCGUCCUCCCGCCUUCCGCCACGCCCGCCGGAGAAGCGGGCGAAGCGGCGGAGGGUGGAAUAUCGGUCGUGGGCACCGGAUCCGAAUGAGCGGGCGGUGAUCGGGCAGAGGUCGAGCCCGUUGAUCGUCCAAGAAGGCAACGCCUCCUCCACCACCACCACUACCGCUAACUCCACCACCACCACCACCUCCACCUCCUCCCCCUCCUCCUCCGUCUCCUCGCCCUCUUCUUUGCCGUGGGGACUGAGGGGUCUUAACAACCUCGGCAACACCUGCUUCAUGAACUCGGUGCUCCAGGCGCUGCUCCACACGCCGCUGCUGAGGAACUACUUCUUGAGCGAUCGGCACAGCCGCUACGUUUGCCAGCAGAAGGACAAAAAGAAGGGUGGGAGCAAAGAGAAGAGCAAUGUGGCCGAGCAGAAAAAUCCGGCCGGCGGUUCGCCGCCGUGCCUGGCCUGUGAUCUGGACGCAAUGUACUCGGCCGUUUUCUCCGGCGAUCGGAAGCCUCUCAGCCCUGCCAAGUUUCUUCAUAGUUGGUGGCAACAUGCAUCAAAUCUUGCUAGUUAUGAACAGCAGGAUGCACAUGAGUUUUUCAUUUCCAUUCUUGAUGGGAUCCAUGAAAAGGAGCAAGAUCAAUGCAAGCCUUGCAGUAAUGGCAAUGGGGACUGCUGCAUUGCUCAUAAAGUGUUCUCUGGUAUCUUAAGAUCUGAUGUCACUUGUACUAUCUGUGGGUUUACAUCUACCACUUACGACCCUUGUGUGGACAUCUCUCUGGACUUGGAUUCUAGCCAGGAUCCUAUGAAGAUAGCUACCUCGAAACUUCAAGCAUGCAAGAGUAAGAUAGAAUCGAUGUUAACAAGCCAAUGCUAUGGAAUUUCUACCCUCAGGGGAUGUUUGGAGCACUUUACGAGGCCAGAAAAAUUAGGAGCUGAUCAGAAAUUCUUCUGUGAAAACUGUCAAGCGAGGCAAGAAUCCGUGAAGCAGAUGUCCAUUAGAAAGAUUCCAUUGGUCGCUUGCUUUCACAUUAAGAGAUUUGAGCACUCUUUAAUUAGGAACAUGUCGAGAAAGGUCGACCGCUAUCUACAGUUCCCACUCUCCCUAGACAUGGCCCCGUACCUCUCAUCUUCCAUCUUGACGGCUAGAUAUGGCAACCGCAUAUUUGCUUUUGAUGGGAAUGAUUCAGAUGAAGCUACUGAGUUGGCUUCAGAUCUUGAACUAUUUGCAGUGCUGACCCACAGCGGUAAUUUAGAAGCUGGCCAUUACAUAACUUAUCUGAGGCUCAAUAAUCAGUGGUAUAAAUGUGACGAUGCAUGGGUGACUCAUGUCAGUGAAAGUAUCGUGAGAGCUUCACAGGCAUAUAUGCUGUUCUACGUACAGAAAAUCCUCUACUACAAGGCAAGCCAGGAUGUGGGUUGACUCUUGAAUUACCCAUGGAAAGGUGGUCGUAAAAAGGCUCCAGCUGGGACAAGAGUUACAAGAGAGGGCCAUGGUUGUUAAAUCUUGGAAGUGCUGAUUUGGCUAUGGGGAUAGUUUGCCAUUUUAUACAACUGAAAUAGGUACAUUUAGUUAUUGGCUCAAGCUGACUAAUUCUUUUUAACCAAUGAGUCGUCCCUGAUUGAUACAGCGUGACAAAUGUAAUAGAUCUCUGAUCUUUGUGGAAGUAUAUUCUAAACUCCCUUGCAAGAUUUAAGGGAACCUAAAUUUUUGAGGUGUUCCUAUCAACAAUAGGACACUUGAUCAUAAAUGAGUAGUUGAUUAUGACUCUUUGGCAUCA
Phoenix dactylifera (date palm) is the source of this 2748-nucleotide messenger RNA. RefSeq names its product ubiquitin C-terminal hydrolase 22-like. Gene Ontology annotation, biological process: protein deubiquitination. NCBI's taxonomy places the organism in Eukaryota, Viridiplantae, Streptophyta, Magnoliopsida, Arecales, Arecaceae. Gene Ontology annotation, molecular function: zinc ion binding; cysteine-type deubiquitinase activity. The record is from RefSeq and is a predicted model, not a curated record.